Coffea arabica (coffee) is the source of this 1664-nucleotide messenger RNA. The record is from RefSeq and is a predicted model, not a curated record. NCBI's taxonomy places the organism in Eukaryota, Viridiplantae, Streptophyta, Magnoliopsida, Gentianales, Rubiaceae.
AGGUUUGUGAAAUUAUCCCUAACUUUCCCUACCUUGAAGUUCUUCUCUGCAAUAAAGUUCGUUCAUGGCUGUUCUUCUUCCCUAAUAAUUCUUCCUCGGGUGACGAAUUAACAUCAAAAUCUUUAUGUUAGUCCGAUUGUUUCUUUAUUGGAUGCUUUGUGAAAGGACAUAGACUAGUUUUUCUUCGUUAAAGGACAUUUUUUUGGGUAAAUUUCAUUUCGAUCAGUUUACCUUGUUUUCGCUUGCAGGACUUGCCAAUUGCAAAGGCCAUUUAAGCGAAAAGUGACAAUUGUGCUGAAAAAGGCAAGCAUCUGAUCUUCAGAAUCUGUGCAUUUUUGCUGCAACUGAUAAGUCAUAUACAGUUCAGAAUUCUUUAGUUUGGUUGAAGACUCAAUCUUUUCUGAAGGUAUAUGUGUUUGACUACAUAUACUGCAGAAGCACUCUGUUUGGUCGAAGACUCAAUCUUUUCUGAAGAGCAUGUGGUGAAGUCAUUGGUUGCUGUAGGAUUUAACAAUGUCCAGCUGCAUGAUCAAAUAUCAUUGGGCAAUCCCAAUGAUAGCACUGGCCCCUCGACUAUCUGUCCGUGGUUUUUGGGUUACCCAAUUUGUUGUCAAAUGCAACAGGGAUGUAGCCUCAGUGGCUACUGCUUCAAGCCUCCCUUGGUCCAAUUCUGAGUCUAGUAAAUCAGAUGCAGUGACUGUCGCAACUAACAAGAAGUAUGGGAGUAAGCAGGUUAUUAGUGUUACUCCGCGGCUCUACAACUACAUAUUAAACAAUGUUAGAGAGUCAAAGAUAUUGCGUGAACUUAGAGAGGAGACCUCAGCUAUGCAUGGUAGUCAGAUGCAGGUUUCUCCUGAUCAAGCCCAACUACUCAGUAUGCUUGUCCAAAUCCUGGGAGCUAAAAGGUGCAUUGAAGUUGGGGUUUACACUGGAUAUUCAUCUCUGGCUAUUGCUUUGGCCCUGCCAGAAGGAGGUGAGUUAAUUGCAUGUGAGAGAGAUGCAAAAUCACUUGAAGUUGCCAGAAGAUACUACAAGCGUGCUGGUGUUUCACACAAGGUUGAUGUGAAACAUGGACUUGCUGCAGAUACUUUAAAGUCUAUGAUUUUGAAUGGUGAAAGUUGCAGUUAUGACUUUGCUUUUGUGGAUGCUGAGAAGCGAAUGUAUCAGGAAUAUUUCGAGUUGCUGCUACAGCUGAUAAGAGUUGGAGGGGUUAUUGUGCUUGAUAAUGUCCUCUGGCAUGGGAAAGUUGCUGAUCCAUUGGUAAAUGAUGCCAAGACUAUUAGCAUAAGGAAUUUUAACAAGAAUUUGAUGGAGGAUGAGCGCGUAAGCACAAGUAUGGUUGCAAUUGGUGAUGGCAUAAUAAUUUGUCGGAAGAGAUAGAUAAACAAAGGAAACAUUCUUUGCCCACAUGCAAAUGCAACAAGCGGAAGAAACUUAUUCUUGUGAGAAUUAGCUUUAUUUGGGAAGUGGUUACAAGUCUUUAUAACAUAGCUACGAUUGUUUCACUGGCAAACCACCAAGUAAAAUGUCGAAGUCCCUUACAUUUACCUUCAGGUAGUGUCAUGGUUCAGCUUUAAUCGGAUACUAGUGCAUGAAGCACACCCAACGUGUGUACGACUAAUGAAAAUAAAAACAUAUGUUAAAAAAGUAAUUUUUUGUUGAAA